This is a messenger RNA of Notodromas monacha, 780 nucleotides long. NCBI's taxonomy places the organism in Eukaryota, Metazoa, Arthropoda, Ostracoda, Podocopida, Cyprididae. The record is from the annotation of a GenBank genome assembly.
UCUUUAAUAUACACGUUUAUCGAGAUUCUCCAUCGCAUGACAUGAGCUCUGUGAAGGUGGUCAGUUUUACACGGGAAUUAUACGCAGUUUUUCGUGUGUGUGUGUGAAGAACUGCGCUGUUGAAUAAAGGCCUGACGAGGUGCCUCUUUAUUAAAUUAAUCCACGAAUCUUGCGAUCUUUUCCAAUUUGGCGGAACUUGAUCCCUUUCUCCGAAAAUUCUCAACAUUUUUAUUUCGAGAGAAAUGUGGAGCUCGCAGGAAGUUACAGAUCAACCUGAGGCGUGUCAAGAAGCUGGGGCUUUCGGGGACGAACCUUCUGCACCUCCCUUAGUGCUGGAAGAACACCAAGAAACAGAAGAGCAUGUGUCUGAGUCUGGAGACAAGUUGAAAAUCGACAAUGAACCGCAGCAGCCCAAGGCUGCUCCUCGACACUGUCGUCAGGAUCGUGGCAUUCGAGCCACUGUCGGUAUCGACAUCGACACCAAGUUGCCGGUUUUCCGGGGAGCUGAGAAGCUGCCUUUGUCCUGUUCAUCAUCAUCAUUGUCGUCACUGUCGAACCCCCAAGAUGAACCCAAGCCUCGACAGAAGAAGUCGUCUACAGCGGGCAUGGCAACCCGCGGAAUGCAAGUCAAGGACUACUUUGCCAAUUUUGAUUCGACAGACGCAGUGUCUAUGAUGAAUCCAUAUUUGACUGCCUGUGCGCAUUUGCUUGACGUGGAGUAUUUGUUGUCCAGUCUGCUUGAGAUGAAGAGUGAGUUCAAUUGAUGAUCCUUUUUUUGAA